Messenger RNA from Mesorhabditis belari, 1047 nucleotides. The record is from the annotation of a GenBank genome assembly. Lineage: Eukaryota; Metazoa; Nematoda; Chromadorea; Rhabditida; Rhabditidae.
AUGCGUUCCGUUUUGGUGCUUUUUGUCGCCUUUCUUCUCUCGGAAGUCGCCGCUUUCGAGAGAUUUCUUGAUGAAACCGGAUCUUCUAAUUCGACAAAUGCGAAGCAGUAUAAACCUUGGAUAGACUUUGUGGAUCUGAAGAAAUUCACCGUUGGAGUUGACCCAAAGGAACUUUGCAAAGAUCACGCUGGCUUUGGCGAUUAUUUGAGAAACGCGACCACGCCGAUUCCCACUCAUUUAAAUGUGAAUAUAACGAAGCUGUUGACUGACUUGAAAGCAAUACCAGAAGAACCAAAGGAAAUAUGGCAAACGGCGUUGAUUGACGUUGAAGCGCUCUACAUCUAUGGUCAUUCGAAAAUGGAAGAACCCUGGGACAGCAUGAACAAUAAUACCAAGCUUGUCUUCGCCUACUACAAUGUUUUGGCUUUUCGACACAUUUGCUACGACAAAGGCGAUGCAAGCAAAUUUGCUGCUCUGAGUUGCGUACGUAAAGGGUCAUCAGCUGCAGAAAAGUGUUUCGAGAACUUCGAAUAUAUUCACCCGCUUUACAAUGAUUCGGCUCAACCUUUCCGCUGUUAUAUGGAGAAUCACGUGAAGAAAGAGUGCACAGUUGAAGAAGGAAAACAAUUUGACGCUGUUCUCAAGAAAUCUGCAAAGCUUUACAAGGAAUAUCGCGAAGCGAUAUCGUUAAAUACAACCACAGAAGCCAUAAAGAAAUCGGAUGGAUUUCCUCAAUGGGUGAUUGUCGCUUUGACGAUUGGUGUUCCUCUGAUGUUGAUUUGUAUUGCUUUCAUCGUGGUGUAUUUCAUUCGGCGCCAUUUCGGAAACAUGAGGGCACCACUUCCUUCGUCAAAGCAAGAAGUUCGUGACAACUCUAUUGAUCCAGCAUCGGCUGUUGAGAUGGGGAAUAACGAAAUUUUCGAAGAGAGCAAUUUUUGCAAAAUGUUUUAUUCCUCCGCCUCUUCUCGUCACUUUUCGCCACAAAAAAUUUGCUUUCUCUCUUUCUCAUGUAUGAAUAAAAAGUUUUGGCUGUUCUUAGAAACUUUU